This is a messenger RNA of Pestalotiopsis fici W106-1, 417 nucleotides long. RefSeq lists its product as uncharacterized. Lineage: Eukaryota; Fungi; Ascomycota; Sordariomycetes; Amphisphaeriales; Sporocadaceae. The transcript has a single exon. The coding region runs from base 1 to 417 and encodes 138 amino acids. The record is from RefSeq and is a predicted model, not a curated record.
AUGGUUACAUGUGUUCUCCACCACGCAGUGAUUACUUACCCCUUUUCCGUGAGAAAUAAAGUCAUCAACCUGGAAACCCAAAGAGCACGCGCCAGAAUCAUUUCUGUUGUGCCUACGCUCCGAACCGCCCCUACACCAGGUGGCUGUGAACCCAUCUUUGGAGGCUUGAGCAUUUUUGGCGAGAGCUUUUUCAACCCGUCGGGAGAGAAGCGACCAUACGCACAUGGAUGGGCGUUUGACACCAGUGGACCGUUCACCGCCACAUACCUGGCUCGCGGCGGUGGUGAUGGUACCGGUCCCGUUGGCCAUAGUGACCCUAUCGAGGACAUUCUAGCAAAGCCCAACGAGAUCGUUGUCCGUAUCGCCUUGGCAGCGCCGAACGCUUCAAGCCCGCUGACCCAGUUCAUCGCUCAAUGA